CAGAGUCAUCAAUAUGUUCAAGACAUAUAUUUGAAAGGUGGGGAACUAGUGGAAGAGUUGCAACUUUCUGAAGACACAAACCUUAUUAUACUUUUCUUGUUGCAUAUCUGGAAAGUAAUAAAGGGAACCUCAGCCACACUUCAUCAAAAUGCAACGGAGUCUAUUACAUACUGCAUCUCAGCUGGCGCAUGGGACAUGUUUGGGUUUUCCUCGCACUAGUAUCUUUCAGUGCUUAAACAGACCAUCAGUGUUGUCAAAUGUUGGAUGCAAAGUGAUUUUGGCACUAGACCCUCCUAAACGAUGUCUUCAUGCAGGUACAGCACGCUUUGCCUCAAAGAAAAGUGCUUUUUCAUCACAGCCAGCAGACACUCUUCACAAAGUACCAGAUGAGAGAAAUCCUUUGACUUCGGCCGCUGAUACACCCAAGCAGAGCCCUGUAGAGUCAGGUUCUUCAGAUCCUGAUCCCUUACAAGACAAAUCAAUUAGUCUCGUCCAGAGAUUCAAGAAAACAUUUAAACAGUAUGGAAAAGUCAUGAUUCCAGUGCAUCUUCUGACUUCCACUGUAUGGUUUGGAUCCUUUUACUACGCAGCCAUGAAAGGAGUGAAUGUUGUUCCAUUCCUAGAACUGAUUGGCUUACCAGACAGCAUACUAAACAUCCUGAAAAAUUCUCAGAGUGGAAAUGCGCUAACUGCAUAUGCGUUGUAUAAAAUUGCAACUCCUGCCAGAUACACUGUGACUUUGGGGGGAACGUCCAUCACUGUUAAAUAUCUACGUAAGAAUGGCUACAUGUCCACACCACCACCAGUAAAGGAAUAUCUACAAGAUAGGAUGGAGGAAACAAAGGAUAAAAUUACAGAGAAGAUGGAGGAAACAAAGGAUAAAAUUACAGAGAAGAUGGAGGAAACAAAGGAUAAAAUUACAGAGAAGAUACAAGAAACCAAAGAUAAAGUUUCAUUUAAAAAAAUAAAAGACUAGGAGAGAUGCUUAAUUUUUGGAUAUAUCAAACUUAGCACUUUAACCCUUUGUGAGGCUGGAUAUACAAAGUGCACUUCUGAGCUUUUUUUAUUUUGCCUUUUUUUUUUCCCCUUGUCUGGAGACCACA
This is a messenger RNA of Charadrius vociferus (killdeer), 1103 nucleotides long. RefSeq names its product family with sequence similarity 210, member A (gene MIMS1). Bases 149 to 976 code for a protein of 275 amino acids. The record is from RefSeq and is a predicted model, not a curated record. Gene Ontology annotation, cellular component: mitochondrion. Lineage: Eukaryota; Metazoa; Chordata; Aves; Charadriiformes; Charadriidae. The transcript is spliced from 4 exons.